AUGGCCACCAUCAGAUGCAUUUUAGUUGUUGCAGUUAAGAAAAGUUGGGGUCUUUAUCAAUUGGAUGGGAACAAUGCGUUCUUACAUGGUGAUUUAAACGAAGAAGUCUAUAUGAAAUUCCUAGUUGGAUUUACACCACCUUCUCCUAACCAUGUUUUAUAUGUCGGCGAUAUAUUACUAAUAGGUAAUGAUACAAAGGAAUUGACUGAAUUGAAAGAAUUUUUACAUCAGGAGUUCAGAAUCAAGGAUCUUGGACACUUACAUUAUUUUUUAGGAAUGGAAGUUCUACGAGAGUCUCAUGGUUUGAUUCUGUCUCAGCGGAAAUUCACCCUUGAUUUACUGCAUGAAUUUGAUUCUCUCCACAAGUCGCCUGUUUCUUGCCCUCUUGACCCAUCUGCUUGCCUACUUGCUCAGACUGAAGCUGAAUACCGUUCAAUGCGACGAGUUGUGGCUGAGCUCACUUGGUUGGUACGCUUAUUUGAUUAUCUUUCUACCCCAAUUUCACUUCUUGUUCCUCUUCAUUCGGACAGUCAGACAGCAAUUCAUAUUGCACGAAAUAACUAA
Molecule: messenger RNA, 564 nt
Organism: Nicotiana tabacum (common tobacco)
Lineage: Eukaryota; Viridiplantae; Streptophyta; Magnoliopsida; Solanales; Solanaceae
Source: RefSeq, a predicted model, not a curated record